This is a messenger RNA of Mucor velutinosus, 588 nucleotides long. RefSeq lists its product as uncharacterized. Gene Ontology annotation, molecular function: DNA-binding transcription factor activity, RNA polymerase II-specific. NCBI's taxonomy places the organism in Eukaryota, Fungi, Mucoromycota, Mucoromycetes, Mucorales, Mucoraceae. The transcript is spliced from 5 exons. Gene Ontology annotation, biological process: regulation of transcription by RNA polymerase II. The record is from RefSeq and is a predicted model, not a curated record. The coding region runs from base 1 to 588 and encodes 195 amino acids. Gene Ontology annotation, cellular component: CCAAT-binding factor complex.
AUGAAUACUUACAGCGAUAGCACUGCCCAAAACCAACAGUUGCAAGCCACAUCCCAACCUGCUACCUCGGAGGCAAUGACCGAAGCUCACGGUUCUCCAUUGGCUUAUCAGAGACAGGCACAACAACAACCUCAACAGGCUCCACCACACCUCAACUAUGCUCAGCAACACGUUGCCAUGCCUGGAGGUAUGUUGACUGCACAAGCUGGACAAGUACCUGCUGCUCCCGUUGUCGAGGAAGAACCUUUAUACGUAAAUGCAAAACAAUAUCACCGAAUCCUCAAGCGACGUGCUGCUCGUCUCAAGCUUGAAGAAUUACACAAAUUAGAAAGAACAAGAAAGCCGUAUCUUCACGAGAGCAGACAUAAGCAUGCUAUGCGUCGCCCUAGAGGUCCAGGUGGUAGAUUCUUGACUGCUGCUGAAAUUGCUGAAUUGCAAAAGUCAGGUAAAUUACCCACUGAUGAUAUGAUGAAUGCGUCCAAGGAGAACACCACGCCAUCUCCAUCAAAUCAGCAGCAACACCAACAAGCAUCUCAACAGCAACAGCAAGCUCAACAACCUCAACAACAUAUCAACCUUCAAACAUAA